GGACUUGCUUCUAGUCUUCUAAAGAAGAGUAUUGAAAUUGCACGCGUUGCAGGGUGUUCUCAUAUUAUAACUAGCGCAACAGCUGUCGCGUCUCAAAAUCUUUUCAAAAAGUUUGGAUUCAAAACUGUUCACAAAGUGUUAUUCAAAGAUUUUCUGGAGGAUGGAGAGCCUGUUUUUAAAAAUUUACAUGAUAAUGGAAGUGGAGCUGAAUUAAUGUUGUACAAAUUGGAUUAAGGAGAAAAGGAAAAACACUAAAUUUUAAGCACAUUUUCAAUACAAAUACCAUAUUUUUAAUUACGAAUUUCCCUUUCUUUUUUCAUAAAUUCAGGCCAUAUGUUGCUGCUCUAACUUUUUUCCCAUAUCUCUUUAAAAUCCUCUUUAUAUGUGAUUCGCAGAUUCAAUUUUACGAGUUCCUCAAUCGGUAAGAACAGAAUGAGAGAAAAAGGAGGAAGGAGAAAAUCCGCCCGCCGCCGCGUUUUACGAGUGCUCUGGCAAUAAAAUCUGCCUUUCGACCGCCAUCGUUGACGAUUUUUUUGUGCCGGUCGUAGUUUAUCCGUCCUCCAUUAAAUUAAAAAUCGACAAACGGUUGGUCAACUUUGAAAAAAUCAUCCAAUCCUCUUCAUAUUUUUUGUCAUUCAAAAUUAAUAACUGAAGAACAUUGGUCAUGACGCGGCAUUCCACGUCCAAUGUUUUCCUUCUUUUUUGGACUGCUUUAUUCAUUCUUCCGUUUUAUUGUAUCUCCAUCAAAUGGCUGUAAAAUUUUUCUUAGUUUCCCAGCUAAAAUAAUUUUUAGAGCACUUCAUAGGGUACAGCCCGCAUGGACAAAUUCAGGAGAUUGCCCUCGUUCACGUGAAGAACGCCGCGUUUUUGGCCUUAUAGCUUAUCAGGCACGUGUUUGUGUUCGUCUGCCUGAACUUAUACCACAUAUAAUUAAUGCUGCUUCUUUGACUGUCGAUGUGUGCCAAGCAGCAUUCGCUGACCGAAGAUGGAAUUGUUCCUCUAUUUUAACUGCUCCAAAUUUAAGUGCCGAGUUAAACAGUGCAAAAGCUUGCUCCUCUGGUCAAUUAGCAAAUUGCCCUUGUGGUUUUGGAGAUACCGUGACAACAACAGCUCCAAUUGGAAGCGACCAUUUUCAAAGAAAUCUUACUGAAUUAAGUUAUAAAUGGAAGGGCUGCAGUGAUAAUGUUGUCCAUGGAAGAAGAAUUAGCCGUGAAUGGAGUGAUUCAAAAUGGAGACCAAAUCCUGCAGAAGCAGUUAAUGAAAUUGCAGCUCGAAAUCGUUGGAAUAUUGUUGAUGCUGAAAGAAUUGGAGGAAGCGAUGAUUAUAUAAAAGACCAAAUGAGGGUUUUAAAACUUAAGAGGCAUUCUCCAAACAGCAAACGUAAUAAUGGACAAAAGGCGCGCAUGAAUGAAUUCAACAAUGAAAUUGGUAGACAAGUUGUAGAGCAAUCCCUAUACAAAAAGUGUAAAUGUCACGGAGUUUCAAGGCUUCACAUUUUAUUUAUUAAUCAUAAAAUCCGUUUUUAGCUCCUGUGAUGUAAAAACUUGCUGGUACACACUUCCACCACUCGAACAUGUUGUCGCAGUUUUAAAAAAGAAAUAUGAUAAUGCUAGACCUAUGCUUGGUUCUAUUCCAUUAGGUGCUAUGAGAAAAAGAUGGAAACAUCCAGAAUCAAAUGAUGAACAAUCAUUGGUUUAUUUGAAGAACUCGCCAAAUUAUUGCGAGGAAGAUGCGGCGACAGGAAGU
Meloidogyne enterolobii is the source of this 1746-nucleotide messenger RNA. The record is from the annotation of a GenBank genome assembly. Lineage: Eukaryota; Metazoa; Nematoda; Chromadorea; Rhabditida; Meloidogynidae.